Messenger RNA from Stylonychia lemnae, 2682 nucleotides. NCBI's taxonomy places the organism in Eukaryota, Ciliophora, Spirotrichea, Sporadotrichida, Oxytrichidae. The record is from the annotation of a GenBank genome assembly.
AUGGAAGUCCCUCAACACGAGAUUGACGUCAACUAGUCUAAUCCUAUGAGAAAAAGAUCUUCAUUCCCUUAAAAUACAAGUGAUAUAAGCAAGGCUAGCUUGAAUGAUAAUGAAAAUCAAGGUUUAGCCAGAAUGCAGCAUUUUAACACUGGAUUGAUAAAUGUCAAGACAAAAAGAAGAGGACAGAAUGAUCAGCAAGCUGCCAAAAAUGAAUAAUAGGUAAAUCCUCAAUUUCCAAUGAAAUUAUUUCAGAAUAUUGGAAAUUAAGCGAAUGAGCUUCACCACAUUAUUGCUUGCCCACCAAUGUUUGAAAAAGACUUUAUCUAAAAAACAACAUAUCAUGCUUAUCACUAGAGAAUGCCAAUAAUCCUUUAAAAUUUGAUGUUACUGCGUUUUUAUCUUGUAAUCAGAUUAACGACAAAUCGCUCAAGAUGGACUGAUAUUUCUUCAGAGGAUAGCUGCGAAAAAGAGGGAUUUGAAGCUGAUCUUGCUUUUGCAAUUAAAUCACUACUCAAGGAAAAACCAUUCUUAAUGCUUUUUAUGAACUUUACAUUAAGCAUUUUGUGCUUUGGGUUUUCAGUGAGAUCAUUUGAAAGAGCUUAUUAUGAAGACUAGAGAUUUGAUGAUGAACAAGAUUACUAUCAAAAUUACAAUUACAUUUGGAAUAGUUUUUGGCUUGUCGUAGUAACGAUGACAACUGGUAAAAUAGAUUAACUAAUUGAUAUUUAGUUGGAUUUGGUGAUUUUUAUCCGGUCUGAAUUUACUUUAGCAGAGUAAAAAGCUUUUGAACUACUAAGAAGACUCAUUUAAAAAGAAGAAUUAAAAAGAGAGGCAGCAGCGUUGAUAUCCGCAUGGUGGAGAACAAGAAAACUUAGGAAGAUUUAAUAGAAAAAAUUUUUGGAGUCUAUAGAGUACAAGAAAUUAGGUACAAAGAAAAAUUCUUGGAGAUCUAUUAUUUCAUUAGCAACUUUUGCCUAAGAAAUAUUUAUCAAAAGAAUGUCAUAAUUUUAGAAGGAAAGAUAGAGGGUACUGAGGCAGGGCAUACCAUUAUCUGAAAAUUUGCAAAAAAUCAACAAAUUAAUCGAAAAUCAUCUCAAAGAGCUCAAUAAUGCUAUGAUGACAUUUAGAGAAAUGAGAAAGAACGUGGAAAAACUAAUAAUUGUAAUAGAAAAAGACAGUCAAAGUGUAGACAAUAUCAUGCUAAAUCUUUAAAAUCUUGAUUACGUUCUUAAUAAAAUUGUUUAUCUAAAGGUUCAUGCUCUAAACAUGAUCUUUAAAGACACUAUUGUACUAAAAAAGCAGGAUAUAGAUGAUUAUACAAAGUCAAGAGGCUUGGUUGCUCUCAGAGGCCUUAUGUAAAACGCACUUUAACUAAUUAUGAAAGAAACUUAGCAAAAGUUAUUUGGCUUUCAAUGGGAAAACUCUGAUUAAAAAUAGAAAAAAGAGGAUAAAGAUAACAAAAUGCAAUAAAUAAGUUUUAAUAGUCAGAGCAGAAAGGUAUUGCAUGACAUGAGAGCAGAGAAAUAAUCCUCAGAAUCAAAAAUUCUGCAUUUAGAUAGCGGGGUUCUGUUUGAAAAUAAAGAUAAAAGUUAAAGAUUGGAAUAAAAUAAAUUUCUAUUAGAAAGUUAUUAUGCUUCUCCAGUAAAUCCAUUUAAUUUAGUUAAUAACUCCAAAUCUAAUCAAUAAAACAAUAUUACACCGUAGCUAAAAGGAAUUUCAUCAUCAAUCGAAGAGGAGAUUUAAAAUGAAGAAAAAUUUUAAAUAAUGAGAGAUUAAAAUAUUCAAAAACAAUCAGCUAUAACAAUUAUUGACUAAGAGGAUCAAAGUUAUAAGCUUGGUUCUUUGAGGGAUUAUAAAUAGAAAGGAAAGAAAACAAAAAAUAAAGUUAUUGAGAUUCAUGAAGAGAUAUUUGAAACAUAGUAAAAUUUAUUCAAAUAGGAUGAAAAUGCUUCAAGACAAAUAGUUUAAGAUGAACAGAAAAUCAUCUUGAAACAAUUAAAAAUUGAGAAUUUUAGGCCUAGUUAAGUAUUGCCACCGGCUGAGAUUCAUUAGUAGAACCUUGAAGGUAAAGAUUCAAUUUGUGGAAAUGAUUAGGAUGAAGCAUAAUAGAUCAUAAAUGAUGAAUUAAGGCUAAGUCAGAAUAUUCUAAGAGAUGAAAGUGGAAAUAACAGUAGCAAAACUGAGAAUAAUUAUUCAAGCAUAUAUACUGAAAGUAAAAACGAAGAGACUUCUGGCUCUCGAAAAAAAUCCUCUGUUGACUAGGGUUCUGAUUAAAAGUUAAAUAUUACUAAUUCUAACGAUACUUCCUAAAUCAAUGAGGAUAAUUCUUUGACUGAGAAACCAAUUGAAUAAAUACUUUAAAAAGCAGUGAGAUUGUCAGUUAAGCAUUCUGAGAAUGAUUUGAGUAGCCUGCAAUUACCAAGAUCAUCACUCACUCAAAAGUUUUACGGAGUUUAGGAUCAUCCUUACCAUGCUAUAGAUUAAAAUUGGAAACCAAUUUAAAUGAAGGAAAAGUAAUAAAUGGAGAAGGAGAUCUAAAGAAAAUUAAUACAAGAUAGAUUGAAAAUAUCCGGCUAGUGGAUGCAAGAAAAUCUACCUAGUAUUUUUGAAGAUGCCAUGAUCAAUAUGAUGCAGAGAAAUUUAGAAUAUUAAAAAAAAUUUACACAGUAAUAUAAAAGAUGA